AAUUAUCACCUAACUCUACAGUUUCGUCACCUUUCGGAUGAUCCAUCCCGUCAUCCAUCUGAACCAUCCGAACGAUCCGAACCCAAACAAACUCACAUGUUGUUCGUUCAAGCAAGCCAGCCUGAAAAGAGUCAAGGUUGAUCGCCGCCCUCCCUCAAGGAACCAAUAUCCAACGGGUGAACAUCACGGCAGUGUGAAAAGAUGCCUCGCACGGGAAAAGCUCGCCAACUGGACGAGCUCAAUCGACCCAUCGAACUUGAAUUUGUCCUCAGUUUAGCCCAAUCGGGGGGUCUAGACUCUUUGCAGAGUUCCCCAGUCACGCCAGCCAAUUCGCUGCGGGCCGAUCGUUUCCGUCAAUAUUGGGCCCAAAGAGCGGCUUCGGCUGCCACCGCAUCGACCCGUCCCGUGUCCACCCGCCCCUCAGAGUCGAGCCCGUCUGCCUCAGCCGUGUUUUCGAGCUCGUUGGAAACGGGCAUCGACGAAUCCGAUGUGUAUGUCGAAAGUCGACCCGGACAACACUGGGCUAGUUUGGUGGAAAAAUCGCACGCUUUGGCCUUGGGUGAUCAAAAGGCGCGAGCCCAAUUACUGACCAAAGCCGCCGGAGAUGAGAAACAGGUGAUUGAGCGGCCUUUAGGUCAGCGAAGUCGCAAGAAAAUGAACAGGCUCAAGCGCGAAGAGACCAAGGGCGCGGCUUGGUUCCACAUGAAGGCGCCCGAAAUCACCGAUGAGACGCGCCGUGAAUUGGAAGUGCUCCAAAUGCGAUCCGUGUUGGAUCCCAAGCGCUUUUACAAGAAGAACGAUCGCGCCGACCUCCCGAAAUAUUUCCAGAUUGGUCGUGUGAUCGAUUCACCCGUGGAUUAUUAUACCGACCGGACUACCAAGAAAGAUCGGAAGAAGUCGUUGGUGGAUCAGUUGAUGGCCGAUGCGGAAUUCAAAAAGUACAACAAAAGGAAGUACACCCAAAUCAUUGAGGAGAAGAGCAAACUUCAACGGAAGUAUUCGGGUCAAACUAAGCGAAAGAAAAAAAGUGUCUAGUUGAUGCAAAUGAAUUCAAUCCCGUUCUUUACAAUGUGUAUAUCAAUGAACAACUGAACAAUGGCCAGGUCAAGAGGUGGGAAACUUAUUAUUCCAUUCAUAAAAAUAUUGCAGGAACAUCGUUGAUGCAUGUUCAUUCAUUUUCCCUCCGGAUAACAGGUUAAAGAAACAAUUACUAGUCGCAGCACGAGACACCCACUACCACUGCCAUUCAAAUGGAGAAUAGAAAAAGUUCGAUCGGGCGAGUCCAUGGCCAACUAGGGCACCAAGCGUCGGCCACCGUAGCCAGUCAAGGGCAACGGGUGCACGCACGUUCGGUGCGAGAAAGUGGCGUGCGAGGAUCAAGAGACGCAUACUUAUAAAGAUA
Molecule: messenger RNA, 1402 nt
Organism: Tigriopus californicus
Lineage: Eukaryota; Metazoa; Arthropoda; Copepoda; Harpacticoida; Harpacticidae
Product: deoxynucleotidyltransferase terminal-interacting protein 2-like
Exons: 4
Coding region: 202-1035 (277 amino acids)
Biological process (GO): RNA processing
Cellular component (GO): nucleolus
Molecular function (GO): RNA binding
Source: RefSeq, a predicted model, not a curated record